Molecule: messenger RNA, 3884 nt
Organism: Lotus japonicus
Lineage: Eukaryota; Viridiplantae; Streptophyta; Magnoliopsida; Fabales; Fabaceae
Product: dual specificity protein kinase YAK1 homolog
Exons: 18
Coding region: 617-3514 (965 amino acids)
Biological process (GO): peptidyl-threonine phosphorylation; peptidyl-serine phosphorylation
Cellular component (GO): cytoplasm
Molecular function (GO): protein serine/threonine kinase activity; protein tyrosine kinase activity; ATP binding
Source: RefSeq, a predicted model, not a curated record
AACCCAUCUCACAAACACACACACACACACACACACUCUCCUUUGUCUCCCUUUGUUUCCAAGCAAAACAAAACAAAACACCAACGAUAGUAAAUUAAUGAAAAUCUACUCCCACUCCUGAUACAUACAGAUAAACCCAAAACACAAAACCGAAAAAACAACACAACAUCACUUUCGAUCCAUUUUCUACCUUGUCAAUUUCAUCUUUCCGAUUCAACCCAACAAGAGAGAAAUUCACCACCGGUCACCAAUCUCCAUCACCAUCACCAUCACCAUCAUCAAUCUCCAGCCAUCAAUGGAUCUUGUGGUUCUUCUGACCGUACGAUGAUUCUGGAGAUUCUUGUUCACGAUGGGGUUAAAAUCCGUUGGUGGGUUUCUCGAAUUGUAGCAUAGCAACCAGGUGCAGGUGCAGGUGGGGUUAGCCCUUGAUUUUUCUUCUGUGGUGUUUUUGUUUUGAUUGUUGUUGUUGUUGUUGUGUGUGAUGAGGGUUGUGUGAUGAUGGUUGUGUGAAUGAGAAGAGGAAGAAGAAGAAUUGGAAUGAAAGUGAAAUUGGAGAAAAGGGUUUGAAAUUUGAGGUUGUGGCUGCUCUUUCUCUUUUGGGUUUCGCUGCUGGGUCAUGGAUGGGGUCAGAACUGGUAGUAGUAGUAGUUGUAGUAGUGAAGCAGAGCAGCCUCAGUCCAGAGACUCGGCUUCUUCGUCGUCAUCUUCAUCGGGAUGGCGUCCUCGGGGGCUCGUGUUUGCCGUGUUUGCUCCUUGUGUGCCGCAGCAGCAGCAGCAGCAGCGUCGUGAAGAUGUUAGUGCUGGAAAGUCCCCAACAUUGCGUGCGGUUGUGAGGAAACCAUUGGUUACAAGAUUGACCAAGGAAAUAGUUGAAACAUACCAACUAUGCGAUCCACAGUUUAAAUAUUCUGCAGAUCUAAAUCCAAAAAGAUUUUUGACAAGCCCGUCUACUGGAGUGCUUAAUGAUGGCUAUGAUAAUGUAAACUCAGACCUUAUUCUGACAGUGAAUUUUGUCUUGGCCCAUUUAGAGAAAAGUAAAAGAUAUAUUGUCAAAGAUGUCCUUGGCCAAGGGACAUUUGGACAAGUGGCUAAAUGCUGGGAUCCAGAAUCCAACAGUUUUGUUGCUGUGAAGAUCAUUAAAAAUCAACCUGCAUACUAUCAACAAGCACUGGUUGAAGUAACUAUUUUAACAACGUUAAAUAAGAAGUAUGAUCCUGAGGAUAAGCAUCACAUUGUUCGUAUAUAUGAUUUUUUUGUGUAUCAACGACAUUUGUGCAUAUGCUUUGAACUGCUGGAUACAAACUUGUAUGAGCUUAUCAAGUUGAACCAUUUUAGGGGAUUAUCACUUGGCAUUGUUCAGCUGUUCUCUAAGCAGAUUUUAUGUGGAUUGGCUCUGUUAAAAGAUGCUGGCAUUAUUCACUGUGAUCUGAAGCCAGAAAACAUUCUUUUAUGCACGAGCGCUGUUAAGCCAGCAGAAAUCAAGAUUAUUGACUUUGGAUCAGCAUGCAUGGAAAACCGCACUGUUUACUCCUAUAUUCAGAGUCGAUACUAUAGAUCUCCUGAGGUCCUUCUUGGAUAUCAAUACACAACAGCUAUUGAUAUGUGGUCCUUUGGAUGCAUAGUGGCGGAAUUGUUUCUUGGUUUACCAUUGUUCCCUGGGGCUUCAGAAUUUGAUCUCUUGCGGCGGAUGAUUGAAAUACUUGGAGGACAACCACCUGAUUAUCUGCUAAGGGAUGCCAAAAACACAAGUAAGUUCUUUAAGUGUAUCGGGAGUCUCCAGAGCAUAGAGAACAGUGAGAGUGCCCAUACUGCAAGUGUUUAUCAAGCAUUGACCGGGGAAGAAUAUGAAGCUAGAGAUCUGAAGAAGCCAGCAAUUGGAAAGGAGUAUUUUAAUCAUAUGAACCUUGAAGCCAUUGUUACAAACUAUCCCUACAGGAAAAAUCUACCUAAGGAAGAUAUUGUCAAAGAAAGUCAAAUACGAUUGGCUCUUAUUGACUUCUUGAAAGGGCUUGUUGAAUUUGAUCCUGCAAAACGCUGGUCACCCUUUCAGGCUUCAAAACAUCCUUUUGUAACUGGGGAGCCUUUUACACACCCUUAUAAGCCUGCCCCUGAGACUCCUCAUGUCCCGGUAGUUCAAAAUAUCAAGGUUGAUAAUCAUCCAGGAGGAGGGCACUGGUUUGCUGCUGGUCUAUCACCCAACGUUCCAGGCAAAAGAGGUUCCCUCUAUAGCAGUCCACAUUUUCAGAUGGGGCAACAUCCAUCUGCUAAUAGUUAUGGCAGCAUAGGAAGCCAUGGGAGCUAUAAUGAGAGUGCUGGGCUUGGAAGCAGCUAUGGAAGUUACGGAGAGAGCAGUAACAUGUUUGCUUACUAUUCACCUAUUGUUCCAUCUGGUAUGAACAUGCACAGUCAGGGAAGUAUGUCAAUGCUUGGAAAUAGUCCUGAUGCUCGGAGAAGAGUUAAGUAUCAACCGGGGAAUGGGCUUGGUGUAAGUCCAUCAGCUGGAAAUUUUGCUCCUCUGCCCCUUGGUGCUAGCCCCUCACAGUUUACUCCGCCAAAUUCCUAUAGUCAGGUAUCUGUUGGUUCUCCAGGACACUAUGGACCUACAUCUCCCGCGAGAGGAACUACUCAUGGAUCACCUUUGGGAAAGACAGCUGCAGCUAGCCAAUUUAAUAGAAGAAAGAAUUGGGGACAUUCCGGAAGUCCUCAAACUCAGGAAACAACAUUUUCUUCGCAUUGGCACGGUCAAUAUCCUGACAGCUCAAGCCAUGCUGAGGGAACAUCACAAGCUCUUGGCAGUUCACCAUCUUAUCUACAACCAAAUACUAAUCCUGGAAACUGGAAGCAGCGAGGAAGUGGAGGCAUAUCUGCUAAUCAGAAUAUCACAUGCUCUAUGAUGCCUAGUUCUAAUCGAAACUCACAAUUGACAGAAUUGGUUUGUGAUGAUGUGGAGACAGGCAUUUCACUGCCUGAUCCUGGAGAUUGGGAUCCUAAUUAUAGUGAUGAACUACUACUUCAAGAGGAUGGUUCAGAUGAAAGCUCCUUGACAACUGAGUUCGGCAGUAUGAAUCUCGGUUCCACUGAACCAUGGUCUGGAUUUGGAAGGUUCAAUCCCGUCUCCAACUCUAGCACUCCAAUAUUCGUGCAAAGAAAUGGACCAGGUCAAACAUUUUCUAAUGUAGAGAUGGGUAGUCCUCCAACACAUGAUCUUCACGCAUCAUAUAUACCCUCUAUGUCAAAGCCUUUUCAUGCCAUGCCUCAUAUUUCACAAAAUACUCCAAGCCGUCUUGGACACCAAUCUGUUCAAAGGUUCACACAUGGGAGACCCCCCCCAGGGGGUGACUGGAAUCAAAUUAAGCUUCAGGCUCCUCCUUCUGGUUUCAACAGUGUGGGGCCACGUUCUCCCAGGAAUACCUCAUUCACCAACAGUAUGUCAUGGGGGCGAAGAAUGAACCCUCCAGUCUCAAACAUACCACCUGCAUCGCGCACAAGAAAAGAUUAUGCAAGGAUAGACUAGCCGAUUUCAGUUCAGUGGAUCAGCUUGGCUUUUCUUUACUAUUAUUUGGGUUCAUGACAAGGGUAGUCUACAGAAGGGAAAAUAGGAAGGGAUUUGAAGGGGUAAAGUGGGAAAAAAGAGAAAACAAAAGAGGGGGGAGGGGGUGGAGCAAAUGGCUCAUUAACAAACCCUUCUCUACCUUUGAUCAUUUAUUGUGCUUGUGCUUUAAAAUAAUUUAUGAUUGUAGUUUGCAUUGCCAUUGAUUAUUUAUUAGGGUAUUGGUGUUUGACAAUUCUUAGGCACCAUAUGCGCUGAUGUCAUAACAACAGGUCUUAAAGGAGUUGGUUGCGUGCCAAAAAUUUUAAUAUUGAAUGUUAUCGUUCUUGUCUUC